Molecule: messenger RNA, 1715 nt
Organism: Suncus etruscus (white-toothed pygmy shrew)
Lineage: Eukaryota; Metazoa; Chordata; Mammalia; Eulipotyphla; Soricidae
Gene: ALPI
Product: alkaline phosphatase, intestinal
Exons: 13
Coding region: 1-1704 (567 amino acids)
Biological process (GO): dephosphorylation
Cellular component (GO): plasma membrane
Molecular function (GO): alkaline phosphatase activity
Source: RefSeq, a predicted model, not a curated record
AUGCUUAUCAGCUCUGGGGAGGAUCCAGCAACACAGUGGCUGAUGGCCACUGGCCAAAUCAGCCUCAGUCCCACCCCACCUCUGCCCUUCGGCCUGAAGUCACAGGAUGAGGCGGGGCAGCCUGCCAUGGCUGGCCUGCAACUCUUUCUACUAAUUGCUCUGGGCCUACCAGGCUCCCUGGGGGUCAUCCCAGAGGAAGAGAAGGUACCGGACUUCUGGAACAAGAAAGCAAUGGCAGCCCUGAAUGCUGCCUCAAAGCUGCAGCCCAUCAACACAAGAGCCAAGAACCUGAUUCUCUUCUUGGGAGAUGGGAUGGGAAUAUCCACGGUGACAGCCACCCGGAUCCUAAAGGGGCAGCUUAAUGGCAAGCUGGGUCCAGAGACACCUUUGGCUAUGGAUGGCUUUCCCUAUGUGGCUCUAUCCAAGACCUACAAUGUGGACAGACAAGUGCCCGACAGUGCAGGUACCGCCACAGCCUACCUGUGUGGAGUCAAAGGUAACUAUAAGACCAUCGGCCUGAACGCUGCAGCCAUGUUCAACCAGUGCAAUACCUCAAAAGGAAACGAGGUGUACUCCGUGCUGUCCCAGGCCAAGAAAGCAGGAAAGUCGGUGGGAGUGGUAACCACCACCAGGGUGCAGCAUGCUUCCCCCUCGGGCACCUACGCACACACAGUGAACCGUGACUGGUACUCGGAUGCCAACAUGCCCCAGGAGGCACUACGGGAUGGCUGCCAGGACAUUGCCAGCCAGCUCAUCUCCAAUGUGGACAUUGAUGUGAUCUUGGGUGGAGGCCGCAUGUACAUGUUUCCUGAGGGCACCCCAGACCCUGAGUACCCCAACAAUAGCUCCCAGAAUGGAAUCCGGAAGGACAAGAGGAACCUGGUGAAGGAAUGGCAGGCUAAACACCAGAAUGGCAGUUACGUAUGGAACCUCACUGGGCUUGAGGAGGCCGCCAAGGACCCAUAUGUUACUCACAUCCUGGGCCUCUUCGAGCCUAAGGACACCAAGUACGACAUUCACCGCAAUCUCACCCUGGACCCAUCACUGAUGCAGAUGACCGAGGCAGCCCUGAAGCUGCUGAGCAGAAAUCCCCUCGGCUUCUACCUCUUUGUGGAGGGGGGCCGCAUCGACCAAGGUCACCAUGAUGGCAUCGCAUACCUGUCACUCACUGAGGCUGUCAUGUUCGACUCCACCAUCGCCAGGGUGGGCCAGCUCACCAGCGAACUGGACACCCUGUCCCUCGUCACAGCUGACCACUCACAUGUCUUCACCUUUGGGGGCUACACACACCGAGGCUCUUCCAUUUUUGGACUAGUGCCUGAGAAGGCCCUGGACGGCAAGACCUACACGUCCAUCGCCUACGGCAAUGGACCCGGCUAUGCACUGAGGAAUGGCACCCGGCCCAACGUCACUGAGAAGGAGAGCAGUGACCCCGGGUACAAGCAGCAGGCAGCCGUGCCACGCGGAUCCGAGACUCACGGCGGCGAGGAUGUGGCACUGUUUGCGCGUGGCCCGCAGGCACACCUGGUGCACGGCGUGCAGGAGCAGACUUACGUGGCACACCUUAUGGCCUUUGCCGCCUGCCUUGAACCCUACACCAACUGCAACCUCAAGGCCCCCAACGACUCUGCAGUCCCAGGAACCAGCACGCCCGUGCUGGCCCUGCUGACCGGGGCAGUGCUGCUGCUGCUACUGGAAGUCUGAAGCGCCUAGGG